This is a messenger RNA of Peromyscus leucopus (white-footed mouse), 2401 nucleotides long. It is a transcript of the gene Hspbap1, whose product is annotated as HSPB1 associated protein 1. The record is from RefSeq and is a predicted model, not a curated record. NCBI's taxonomy places the organism in Eukaryota, Metazoa, Chordata, Mammalia, Rodentia, Cricetidae. Gene Ontology annotation, molecular function: 2-oxoglutarate-dependent dioxygenase activity.
CACUUAGCCCAAUGUUUGCUUCUAUAUUAGGCUUUUUUAUUGGGGUUUUAACUGCAGAAAUUAUAGGCGGCAGGACAUUGAGGUAUAGGAAGGUCUCAGGGUAUUGUGUCAUGAAAACCAUUUGAUUUUGUCUGUGUGUGUGUCUUUAAGUAUACAGUGAGAUUAUAAACUAACCAAUUUUCAUUCAUACUUGAGUCUUUCUACCCAUUUUCGUCACGCAAAAGGGUAAACAAUACGGAUUAUGUUCAGGUCGGAAGACAGUGACCUAGAUUACCUCCCAUCAUGGUGUUAACCAGACUAAACAAUCGGCAGAAGCUGGAGGAAGGGGUGUUCGUGCAUCCCUUGACCAGACGGACAUUUGUUUGUUCCGAUGUACAAAUCCAGACCCCUGACAGCUGUCUGUGUCCUUGAAAACGACAGUCAAGCAACUUGGCAUAUCAGGCUCGGGAAAUGAGUCACAGGGAACGCCCUCAAGGGGCACUGCCUGAGGUUCAUAUGCCCAGGCCGCCAGGAAAACCAGCUGGGAUGAUCCCGAUGCCAAAGGAACCAGCAAAAUGGAGGUGCAGGCAAACCUACCCCGGGUUCCCCUAAAUCGCGAGUCCCACUUAGUGAGGGAAAGCCAGGGCGGAAAAGGAGGAUCUUCGGGGAAAAAAAAACAAAAACAAAAACAAAGCUAAGGGCUGGAGAAAGAGGUACCCGGGCCCAGGCCACGUGCUCGGCGCUUUCGGGAUCCUUGGAGCAAAACAAACUGGCGUGGCCACGCCCAGCGUAGUCACGUGGCCCCGGGAGCGCCGGUUCCGGUGAAGGCGGUGGAUCCUUCCUGCGUGGAGGCAGCAGAUCCCAGAGGUUCCUCUGACCCGGUACUAGCUCCAUCCUUGGCGCAGUAACCAUGGCAACGGGCUACGAGGGGAGCGCGUCCGGGACCCCCGCCCGGAUAGCUGUCGGGGAGGAAGGCGAGCGAGUCAAACCUUUCACGCCAGAGAAAGCGAAAGAAAUUAUAAUGUCUCUCCAGCAGCCUGCCGUCUUCUGUAACAUGGUGUUUGAUUGGCCAGCACAGCACUGGACCGCGAAACACCUUUCCGAGGUCCUGCAGGCCAAGCUGAUACGAUUCCGAAUGGGCCUGAGAAGCACGAAUACAGUUCCUCAGUUUGAAACUGCUUGUAGUUACGUGGACGCCACCCUUGAGGAGUUUCUGACCUGGAACUGUGACCAGUCUAGUGUCCCUGGACCAUUUAAAGAUUAUGACCAUUCCAAAUUCUGGGCCUAUGCUGACUAUAAAUAUUUUGUCAAUCUGUUUGGAGACAAGACAGAUGUUUUCCGGGAGGUGAUGUGGUCUGACUUUGGGUUUCCUGGAAGAAAUGGACAGGAGAGUACACUGUGGAUUGGCUCCCAAGGAGCCCAUACUCCCUGCCAUCUGGACUCCUAUGGUUGCAACUUAGUACUCCAGGUACAAGGAAGGAAAAGAUGGCAUCUCUUUCCUCCUGAAGAUACGCCUUUCCUUUAUCCAACCAGAAUCCCUUACGAAGAGUCCAGUGUGUUCAGUAAAAUCAAUGUUGUCAACCCUGAUUUAAAGCAUUUCCCUCAGUUCCAGAAAGCUCGGAGACACACGGUCACGCUGAGCCCAGGACAGGUUCUGUUUGUCCCCAGACACUGGUGGCAUUACGUGGAAUCCAUCGACGCUGUCACCCUCAGUAUAAACUCCUGGAUCGAGCUGGAAGAGGACCACCUUGCCCGGGUGGAAGAGGCAAUCACCCGCAUGCUCGUGUGUGCCCUGAAGACGGCAGAGGAUCCACACCACCCUAGAGCCUGGCUGAACCCCACUGAGGUUGAAGAAAUCUCUCAUGAAGUCAACUGCUGCUACUUAAAUGGUACUGUUCGUGCUUUUUUUGAUCAUCGUGGAAAAGCUGAAGACGUAGAAAUGCAAGCACUGCAAGCAAACGGGGAGACCUGGAGCAAGGACGAGCCACGCAUGCGGGAGCACAUGGACGUUGACCGAGCACACAGCCAGGGCUUCGCGGGAGGACUGGGAAAACUGGAGGUCGCGCAUCUGUUUGGCCCAGAUCUGGUCCCUGUGACACCAGCAUCUGAAGACCCGCCUUCGGAGAGAGGAGGCACACUGCAGAGUGACAGCAGAGAACGCGUCAACAGAGACGGAGCACGCUUUGCAGAACUGUCCUGUGCCAGGAGGCAACAGGCUAGUAGAGGGGCAGGAGCGGUGGCCGAGCAGGUCACCUCCAGGUGUCCUGUGGCCCCUUCUCGAACAUUCGUGUCCACAGAUGACUUGCUGGACUGCUUGGUGAAUCCACAAGUCACCAGGAUGGUGGCCCAGCUUUUGAUACAAGGGAAAAGUUUGUGAUUCUAAUAGAUUUCUUUUAAUAAAAUUUUAAACAUAUUUCUAGAA